AUGGCCUACUCCAGGCAUCUGGUCCUCCUCCUCACCGUCUUGCUGAGCCUGGCAGAAACACCAGAAUCUGCGCCUGUUCACAGAGGACGAGGAGGCUGGACCCUCAAUAGUGCUGGUUACCUUCUGGGUCCUGUCCUUCACCUUUCCUCAAAGGCAGACCAGGGCAGGAAGAGGGACUCAGCUCUUGAGAUCCUAGACCUGUGGAAGGCCAUUGAUGGACUCCCUUAUUCCCACGCUCCAAGCAAGACCAAAAGGACAGUGGUUGAAACAUUUUUCAAACCAAAGAUUAGAGAUCUGCAGGACAAGAAUGUUCCCAGGAAAGAAGCCACCCUGAAGUUAUAGAGACUUAGUCACAGUGUUUCACUCCUCAUUCUUUUCUAGCUCAUUCUCACCCCCUAUCCCCUGCCUAUGAAGUUCUCUCAACACCUUUUGCUGAGACUAAGACAAUUAUAUCCCUAAAG
Messenger RNA from Psammomys obesus (fat sand rat), 461 nucleotides. RefSeq names its product galanin like peptide (gene Galp). The record is from RefSeq and is a predicted model, not a curated record. NCBI's taxonomy places the organism in Eukaryota, Metazoa, Chordata, Mammalia, Rodentia, Muridae. Bases 1 to 342 code for a protein of 113 amino acids. Gene Ontology annotation, molecular function: hormone activity. Gene Ontology annotation, cellular component: extracellular region. Gene Ontology annotation, biological process: defense response to Gram-negative bacterium; antimicrobial humoral immune response mediated by antimicrobial peptide; behavioral response to starvation. The transcript has 5 exons.